Molecule: messenger RNA, 1622 nt
Organism: Vigna angularis (adzuki bean)
Lineage: Eukaryota; Viridiplantae; Streptophyta; Magnoliopsida; Fabales; Fabaceae
Product: endoglucanase
Exons: 8
Coding region: 4-1497 (497 amino acids)
Biological process (GO): carbohydrate metabolic process
Molecular function (GO): hydrolase activity, hydrolyzing O-glycosyl compounds
Source: RefSeq, a predicted model, not a curated record
UACAUGAUGGGGUACAAUUUGGUGUUCAUUGGUGUGUUCUGGUGGAGUUCAAUGGUUAGUCACAAUGGAUUAGCCAUGAUGGAUGCCGAGAAGUUGACGAGCUCCUCAGGCUCACCUAAUUAUGAUUAUGCAGAUGCUCUUGGCAAAGCCAUUUUGUUUUUUGAAGGACAACGCUCAGGAAAGUUGCCGUCAAACCAAAGAGUGAAGUGGAGGGAAGACUCCGCUCUCUCUGAUGGCAAACUUCAGAACGUGAAUUUGAUUGGAGGGUACUACGAUGCUGGUGAUAACGUCAAGUUUGGAUGGCCGAUGGCAUUUGCUACGAGCUUAUUGAGUUGGGCUGCUGUAGAGUAUGAGAGUGAGAUAUCUUCGGUGAACCAGCUUGGUUAUCUCCAAAGUGCUAUCCGUUGGGGUACAGAUUUCAUACUCAGGGCCCAUACUUCCCCAACCACCCUCUAUACACAGGUUGGAGAUGGGAACGCUGAUCACAACUGUUGGGAGCGACCAGAAGACAUGGAUACACCAAGGACAGUGUAUAAGAUAGAUGCGAAUUCUCCAGGAACUGAAGCCGCAGCUGAGUCUGCUGCUGCUCUUUCUGCCGCUUCAAUUGUAUUCAGGAAAAUAGAUGCCAAGUAUUCCUCCACGCUAUUAAGCCAUUCAAAAUCACUGUUUGAUUUUGCAGACAAGAACAGAGGUUCUUAUUCCGGUUCUUGCCCAUUCUAUUGCUCGUACUCGGGUUACCAGGAUGAACUGCUAUGGGCGGCUGCUUGGUUGUACAAGGCAAGUGGAGAAAGCAAGUAUCUGACCUACAUCAUAGGUAACCAAGGAUCGAGCCAGGCAGUGUCUGAAUUCAGCUGGGAUAACAAAUUUGUUGGGGCUCAGACAUUACUAACCGAGGAAUUCUACGGUGGAAAGAAAGAACUGACCAAGAUUAAGAGUGACGCUGAGUCAUUUAUAUGCUCUGUGAUGCCAGGAAGUAGCUCUCGACAGAUUAAAACAACUCCUGGUGGUCUUCUGUUUACUAGAGAUAGUAGCAAUUUGCAAUAUACCACGAGCUCGACCAUGGUGCUGUUCAUUUUUUCUAGAAUCUUAAACAGAAAUCACAUCAACGGAAUCAAUUGUGGCUCCGCGCAUUUCACACCGUCUCAAAUUAGAGCCUUUGCGAAAACACAGGUGGACUACAUAUUAGGAAGCAAUCCGAUGAAGAUGUCGUAUAUGGUGGGAUUUGGCAGCAAAUACCCAAAGCAAUUACAUCACAGAGCCUCGUCCAUACCUUCAAUCAAAGUUCAUCCGGCGAAGUUGGGUUGCAAUGGUGGUCUAUCAGAUUAUUACAAUUCUCCUAAUCCAAAUCCCAAUACUCAUGUGGGUGCCAUUGUUGGAGGCCCCGAUUCAAAUGACCAUUUCAAUGAUGCAAGAUCUGACUAUUCCCACACCGAGCCUACCACGUACAUGAAUGCUGCUUUCGUCGCUUCAGUGUCUGCUUUGCUUGCCAAAACCUAAACUCCAAAUUCAAGAUUCAUAGAAAUUUAUACAUUUAAAUAAUUGCAAAGGUAUUUUAGAUUCAAAUCACCCUAUCAUUGUACUAUUGUCAUUCACUAACAAAAUAAAUGGAAAUUACACUUUUA